Trematosphaeria pertusa is the source of this 1656-nucleotide messenger RNA. RefSeq names its product cytochrome P450. The coding region runs from base 67 to 1629 and encodes 520 amino acids. Gene Ontology annotation, molecular function: heme binding; monooxygenase activity; iron ion binding. The transcript has 7 exons. The record is from RefSeq and is a predicted model, not a curated record. Lineage: Eukaryota; Fungi; Ascomycota; Dothideomycetes; Pleosporales; Trematosphaeriaceae.
CACGCCAUUUCGACACUCAGAAGCGACUAUCGUGCGAAGUCUGCUCAAACAGCCUCUUGCGUCAGUAUGCAGUACCAAAUCCAUUUCGCGAUACUCUUUGUCAGCGGCUUGCUGUGGACCUUAUAUCGGGUUUGGCAGUACAAGCGCGACUCUAAAUAUGCUGAUGGACCUACCCCUUGGCCCUUGGUCGGGAACAUAUGGACGAUAUAUCGACUACACACUGACACGGAACGAGUCCUUGGAGAGCUGGGACGCAAGUAUGGAGACAUUUGCAUGCUUUGGAUCGGUCUUUGGCCAGCCAUUGUUAUCAACUCCGCGGAGGCCGCACAUGAUAUCUUGCAUAAGCGAGGAGCAUUAACUGCUUCGCGGCCCGCUACUAACCUGCGGCUCAAGGUAGGCAGGGGAAGAUUAGUCCUUACUCCUACGGGGCCCGAUUUGAUGAAGCUGCGCAAGGUCUAUCAUAGACUGCUCAACUCAGAAAAGUCACAGAGGUCGAGGAGUGUACUUGAGUCAGAGUCAGUUCUGUUCCUCGACGAACUUCUCCACGACUCCUCUUCCUUUUACGAGUCGGCCGAGAGAUAUGCACUAAGCAUAAUCUUUACAUCUACCUAUGGCGUGCGUCUGAAAAGCGUUCACAAUGAAGUGGUCGCAGGCCUGUUUCGAAUCUGGGACAUCCUUUUGAAAUAUUUUCAACCAGGCACCCUGAUCUUGCCUGACACAUUUCCCAUUCUGCUACGCUUGCCAAGAUGGCUCCAACCUUGGGACAUACUGGCUAAUAGGCUCAUUCAGACUGAGCUCAAGGUCCAUCAAUCAUUCAUCGACCGGUUGAAGGGACUACAUAACUCAGGACUUGCUCCGGACUGCUACGGCACCAGCCUUCUUAAGUGGCAAGAAGCUGAGAACAUCGAUGACGGCAUGGUCCGGGGUAUUCUGGCAAUGAUCAUUGGCGCCGGAUCUGAUACUACUGGUUCCGUUCUGCAGACUCUUUUUAAGGUUAUGGCACUUCACCCUGACGUUGUUGCUACAGCUCAACGAGAACUUGACGCCGUGGUCGGAAGGGAAAGACUUCCAACAUGGGAGGAUGAGCAAACUCUCCCAUAUGUGCGUGCCUUGAUCAAAGAGGUACACCGUUGGGCGCCGAUUGGUUGCAUCGGUAUUCCGCACGCGGCCACGGAGGCUUUCGAGUACAAAGCCAGGAUGGUUCCGAAAGGAACAAUCCUUUUCCCUAAUCUGGUGACGCUGAACAGGGAUCCAGAGCGCUACGAUAAUCCCGAUGCCUUUAACCCCCUUCGGUUUAUAGACGAUGAGCUUGACGCCUAUGCAUGCGCAGUGAAUCCAGAUUGGAAGAAGAGGGACCAUUUCCAUUACGGGUUCGGCCGCCGUGUCUGCCAAGGCAUAAAUAUGGGCGAGGCUUCGCUUUUCAUCGCUAUUUCGCGUAUCUUGUGGGCGUUUGACAUCAAAAGCCGCCCGAAUUGCGCUUUAGACAUGUUUGAGAAGAUCUAUGGCCUUGCAACCAAGCCAAAGCCGUUCAAGGUUUCGAUCAAUGUACGAGACGAGGCAGCGGCACGAAUCAUUCGACACGAGGUUAAGCAGGCAUCGGUUGGAGCGGAAGGAGUCCUGGAUAUGUAGAUCUUCAGAGAAGUCUAGUUUCAAUAC